Messenger RNA from Drosophila ananassae, 8105 nucleotides. RefSeq names its product zinc finger SWIM domain-containing protein 8 homolog (gene Dora). Bases 1483 to 7902 code for a protein of 2139 amino acids. Gene Ontology annotation, molecular function: zinc ion binding. Gene Ontology annotation, cellular component: Cul2-RING ubiquitin ligase complex. The transcript is spliced from 9 exons. The record is from RefSeq and is a predicted model, not a curated record. NCBI's taxonomy places the organism in Eukaryota, Metazoa, Arthropoda, Insecta, Diptera, Drosophilidae.
UCGAUGUAUCGAAAGAUACAUUAUCAACAACCCUAGUGCCAACUGACAGACGGCCACACAGACAGCUGUGGAAUAUAGGAAGCAAAGUGGACUGCGCGACAACGAUGGGUAAAAACAAAGCCCCCUGCAAAAGUGUUCGAAAAGCGUGUUUAAAAUCAAACAAAUCGUAAUUUUGGGGCCCCAAUCGACGGCUAGGGAGCUUGGGCGUCGAGUGCGGAUGCGAAUGCGGAUCAAUUUCGUAACGGUAACGGGUAGCGGAGCGAGAUCGAGAUCGAAGCGACAAAACAAAAAAAAAAGGCAAAGGCACAUAUACACAAAGAAAGAAGGCAAAAAGCCAUUUUUACAUUUAACAUUUUUACAUUUUACAUCAUUCAUUUGGCCGUUGCUAGUCGAUUCAUCAAUUUCCCAAAAGUGAAAAAUAGAAAAUUUGACGGAAUAGGGGGGAAAAGUGUUAAUAUAUAUCCAAUAUAUUGAUGUUGUGUGCUGCAGCAGCGCCGCCGUCGACGCGGACAGAGGUAGAGGCAGUGGCAGAAGCAGAAGCAGAAGCAACGGCAGCGACAGCGGCAGCGGCAGAGCCGUCGACGCACUAAAUGUUUUGUACAUAAAAUAAAGAAAACGAGAAAUACAACAAAAUUAUAAUUAAUAAAAGAAAAAAAAAGAAAUUAAAAAAAAAAAAACAACGUAGUUUUUAAAUCAAUUUAAAAGAAAUCUUUAAGCAUAAAUAUACAAUAUAAACGUAAAUAAAAGUAAUAAUAACUAAUUAACACUAAUUCGAUACGGGAGAGCAUCGCGACGGCUGGAGAGAACAACGCGACGAAAGAGAGGAGACGCAGCGAGAGAGAGGGAACGCUCAGCAAAAUUCGCCUUUUACACGAUUUUUCAAUUGAGCGGUUUGGCACAUCCAGCAAGAGACCCAAAUAAAAUCAUAAAUAAAUAGCACAUUAAGCAUCCAUCCAGGAGUUCAGAUAUUCAGAGAUCCAGAAAAAAAACCAGGAGAAACUAAGAGACGGAUAGGACGGAGAGAGGACGGCGGAGAGACGGAGAAAGGCAGAAAAGUCAAAGCACGAGUGACGAAAAUAAACAAAACACACCGAGGUGGAAUAUAGAAAGAGGAAGCAUUAUCAGUAGCAGCUGAAGGAAUAACAGUAAACACACAGACACACACACACACACACGCGCAUACCCACUCACACAGACACGCUGGCGAAUCGAAACGGCAGAGGAGGCGAUGCAGGUGCCGCUGGAGGUGCUGGAGCUGGAGCUGGUGCUGGCGCGGGAGCAGGAGCCGGCGGUGGCGGGGGCGGUGCAGUAGCCGCCUCUGCUCGAAACAAUAAUGGAAAUGGAGGUGGAGGUGGAGCCGGAGGAGCGGCUGCAGUCGGCGCUGGCGCCGAAGGAGCAGCAGGAGGUAACGGAAAUGGCGGCGGUGGCGGUGCUGGAGGUGGUGGUGGCGCCGGUGGAGGCAACGAAUGGAAUCCCGAGGAAAUGGAUCGCUUCAGCUUCGAUGACUCCAUACGCUUCGAGGAGGACUCACUGUGCAGCUGGAGUUCCGAGCCGGAAUCGCUGUGCAACAACUGGCGCGGCUGGAAGAAGCCCAGCAACGCUGCGGGCAGCGGGGCAGGCAGUGCCUCCGGCGGCGGCGGUCCCGGCGGCCUAGGUGGCGCCAACGGCCUGGGCAUUGGCGGUGCCGGCGGUGGUCCACCCUACGGUUCAACGGGCGGCAGCGGUGUCCCCGGAUCCGGACCUAAUGGCUCAUGCACCCCGGGCGGUGUGGGCGGCGCCAAUGGCAGUUCGUCGGCAAUGUCCUCGGUAUCCGCCUGCGGUCGAUAUUGUGAAGUUUCCACAUUGGCAGAACUGGCUGCCCGAUGUGUGGCCUCGUACAUACCGUUCGAGCUGGUGGAGCAUGUGUAUCCACCGGUGCCGGAGCAGCUGCAGCUGCGCAUCGCCUUCUGGAGCUUCCCGGACAACGAGGAGGACAUACGGCUGUACUCCUGCCUGGCCAACAGCUCGGCGGAUGAGUUCAAUCGCGGCGACCAGCUGUUCAGGAUGCGGGCCGUCAAGGAUCCAUUGCAGAUAGGCUUUCAUCUUUCGGCCAGCGUGGUCAACCAGACGCCGAGGGUCUACUUCAACGUGGCCGUCACCUUCGAUCGGCGACGCAUCUCCUCCUGCAACUGCACCUGCACCUCCUCCGCCUACUGGUGCUCCCACGUGGUGGCCGUCUGUCUGCAUCGCAUCCAUUGCCCCCAGGAAGUGUGCCUGCGGGCUCCCGUCUCAGAGUCCCUGACGCGCCUCCAACGCGACCAGUUGCAGAAGUUCGCCCAAUAUCUCAUCAGCGAGCUGCCCCAACAGAUUCUGCCCACGGCCCAGCGCCUCCUGGACGAGCUCCUUAGCGCCCAGCCGACGGCCAUCAAUACGGUGUGCGGUGCUCCAGAUCCCACUGCUGGGGCCUCGAUCAACGACCAGACCAGCUGGUAUCUGGACGAGAAGACGCUGCACAACAACAUCAAGCGGAUCCUCAUCAAGUUCUGCUUGCCGGCGCCGAUAGUCUUCAGCGAUGUCAACUAUCUGACGAACUCGGCUCCUCCGGCGGCGGCGGAGUGGAGCUCCCUGCUGCGGCCACUGCGAGGUCGCGAACCGGAGGGCAUGUGGAAUCUGCUGUCGAUUGUACGGGAAAUGUACAGGCGGUGCGACCGGAAUGCUGUCCGGCUGCUGGAGAUCAUAACGGAGGAGUGCAUGUCCUGCGACCAGAUACUGACCUGGUGGUUCCAGACCAAGCUGACCCUCAUGAUGGGCUCCCACGGCCACUCCGGCGGCAAGCACUCGAACACCCACUCCAACUCCACGGCCCUGCAGCACGCAUGCAGUUCGCUGUGCGACGAGAUCGUGGCCCUGUGGCGACUGGCCGCCCUCAAUCCCGGACUGGCGCCGGACGAAAGGGACAUGCUGCACGCCCAGUUCACCGCCUGGCAUCUGAAGAUCCUCGACCGGGUGGUCAAGAGCCGGAUGAUGCCGCCCUCGUACACCAACAAGCACCAGCAGAACUCUCGCUCCGAAACGGAACUCUUCAUUGGAUUUAAGCCGGCCAUUGAGGCGUGCUAUCUGGACUGGGAGGACUACCCCAUACCGGGAGUGACGCACACCCACGACACCAAUCCCAUUUACUACUCGCCGUUCACCUGCUUCAAGCACACGGAUCUCAACAAUCCCGGCCAGCUGAACGCCACCCAGGCGCUCAUGAAGAACAACAAGCACUACAACUACUUCAGCUCCUCCAGCGACCAUGGCCUCCUUGCCGGCGCCUUCAACCAGCGCAUGGAGCGACCGUUCCUGGUGUCGCGCUACCUUCUCGGUGGCGGGGACAUGGACCCGAUGGGCCCCCUGCCCGCCGGCGCCAACGGCGGCGCCGCUUCCAUGGGCAGGCAGUUCUCGGUGGCCGUGCUCGGGGCUGGUGGUCAGCAGAUGGGCGGCAGCGGUGUGGCUGUGGGCGGUGGCGGCGGAGGAGCCGCAUCCGGAGACAUGAAUCCCUCCCAGAAGCAGCAACAGCAGAAGGGGCCCGGCGGCAGCUCCGUGGGCCAUUCCAAGGGAGUGGGAGCAGGGGUGGCCGCGCCCGGCGACGGCAACAGGUCGAGCGCCAGCAGCGAGGGCUUCUGCGAGAACGACGACUUCGGCGGCGACACCAGCAGCAGCCACAACUACUGCCUGCCCGGCCAGCCCAAUGUGCCCGGCCAGAAGUCGGCCCUCACCGAGUCCGACUCGCAGAGCAGUUUCGACGCCGUCUCCCAGCAGAGCAAGGACGACCCGCCCGUGGGCGGCCAGGAGCAGGCCGGCUGCUCCACCUCCGACACCUCGUCGGCCUCGUCCGCCUCCCUGUCGGCCUCGACGGCAUCGGGCAGCUCCAACAGCUCCACCUCCUCCAUGCUGAUGGCCGGCCAGGAGGCGGUAGGCGGAGUGUCGGGCGGCCAACAGGCGCCGCGUCGACUCAGCAAGGACGAAUCCUUCAGCAGUAGCAGCGAUGAGUUCAACCAGGCAGCCAGUGGAGUGGGCAGAUCCGGGCCAGGUGGAGCAGGAGCGGGAGCAGGCGUCGGUGGAGUCGGAGCAGAAGCGGGCGGAGCAAGUUCCCCCUCAGGCCCAGCAGAGGGAGGCUCUGGCUCCACAGCUGGCGGAGAUCUGACGCCCGUGCCGAGCACCUCGGCGGCAGCCAGAGCCGCUUUGGCCGCCAGUUCGGGUGCCACCACGGCACCGACGCCCCACGCCGCUGAGGGCUUGGCCGGAUUGGGAGCAGUCGUGGAUCAGCCCAGCACUUCGUCCGUGGCCGCCCAGAGAGCGGCGGCUCACCAGAAUGCCGUGGCCUCGAACAAGCCGCACGUCUUCUCCAACGUGCGUCCCACGGAGGACGCCUGGGACAUACUCCUGGCCCGCGCCGAGGGUCUGCACGCCCACGGACACGGGCGGGAGGCCUGCAUCCUAGCCGUUCGCCUGGCGGAGCAGAUGCUGGCCAAUCCGCCCAACCUGCUGCUGGAACUGCCGCCGGCACCGAAGCGCAAGGGCAAGAAGCAGAACGUGAAUCCCAUCUCGCACCAGCUGACAGUGGUGGCCUCCGCCACGCUGAGCAAGUGCGCCUUCCUGUGCACGGUGCUGUCGGAGAACUCGGAGCACUAUCACAUCGGCUUCCGGAUAUGCCUGUUCGCGCUGGAGAUGCCGCGUCCGCCGGCCAGCACCAAGCCGCUGGAGGUGAAGCUGGCCAACCAGGAGGCGGACAUACUGGCGCUGCUCAAGCGCCUCCCGCUCGGCUCGGCGGAGCUGCAGGUGAUCCGCGAGAGGGCGGAACAGUUGCGCAGCGGAACCUUCAAGACACGCGGCGAGGCCCUGCUGCCCAUCAACCUGGCCACGUUCAUAUUCGACGCCCUGGUCACCUUCAGCUCGGCCGGCGGUUCCUCCAACGUCAACCUGGGAGCCGGUGGAUCCGGAGCGGCAUCUAGCGGAGCCGGCAAGUCUGGCCUGGUCGCGUCCGGAGCUCGGUUGCUGAUGUACAAGCAGCACAACGACGAGAAUCUCGGCUUCGAUGCCGCAGUGGCUGCUCUGGGCCUGAAGGCGAACGUCUCCGAGGCGGAGCAUCCGCUGCUCUGCGAGGGAACGCGGCGGCAGCGCGGCGAUCUCGCCCUGACGCUGCUUUACCACUACAAGGACGAGCCGCGGAAGAUAGCCAAGAUCAUGGAGAAGCUGCUGGACAGGGACAUACACACGCUGCUGAAGGCGCCGCUCCUGCCGGCCUACUACUCCAGCAAUCCGCCGGUGCGGACGCCCAGCAACCAGCCGAUGCGGCGCGAGGAUCACGAGUACGGCGGCGGAGGAUGUGCCUCGUCCGGGUGCAACCCGAUGGCCAAUCUGUGCGAGCUCCUGCCCACGGACUACGGCAGCGUCGGCGGCAACAGUCGGCCGCACAGCUCCACCAGCGCCGAGCUGGAGCUGAGCAUGUGCGCCCUGAGCAUGGCCAGCAGCCAGUCGGGCAUGGUGCCGACGGCUGGCACGGCAGGUGGCGGGACGACGACCGCCAGCUCUGCCAGCACAAGCGGCAAUUCGAGUGGCACGGCCGGCGGAAACGGCAGCAACGGUGGCGGAGGAGCUGGCGGCGGCGCUGGCGGAAACGGUGGCGGCGGCAAUGGUGGUGCCGGCGGAACUGGCGGCGGAAGCACCAGCAGCAGCCGCAGCAAGGAGAGCCGCUACAAGGGCAAGCGGGCGUAUCCCUCGAUACCCAACCAGCCGUCGGAGGCCAGCGCCCACUUCAUGUUCGAGCUGGCCAAGAAUGUGCUGACCAAGGCGGGCGGCAACAGCUCCACCUCGCUCUUCACCCAGGCCAGCACCAACCAGAACCACCAUGGACCCCACCGCGCCCUCCACAUGUGCGCCUUCCAGCUGGGACUGUACGCCCUCGGCCUCCACAACUGCGUCAGUCCGAACUGGCUGUCCCGGACGUACUCCUCGCACGUCUCUUGGAUCCUCGGCCAGGCCAUGGAGAUUGGAGCGCCGGCCAUCAGUUUCCUGAUCGACACCUGGGAGGCGCAUCUGACGCCGCCGGAAGCGGCCGGCAUGGCGGAUCGGGCCUCGCGUGGCUGGGACAACAACAUGGUGUAUCCGGCGGCAGAGCUGGCGCUCUCGGUGCUGCCACAUGCGGCCGCCUUAAAUCCCAACGAGAUCCAGCGCGCCAUACUGCAGUGCAAGGAGCAGAGCGAUCUGAUGCUGGAGCGCGCCUGCCUCACCGUGGAAACGGCCGCCAAGGGAGGCGGCGUCUAUCCGGAGGUGCUGUUCCAGGUGGCGCGCUACUGGUACGAGCUCCACAUGCGCAACACCCCCAACAACAGCGACCACGAGCCCCACGACGACGGCCUGGACCACUCGGCCGUCAGUCUGAGUGCGCUGAUCGAGUCGCAGCAGCAGCACGAGCUGCAGCAACAGGUUGUGCAGCAGCAGCAGCAACAGCAGCAGCAGCAACAACAGCAGCAGCAGGUGGUGCAGCAGCAGCAACAGCAGCAGCAGCAGGUGGUGCAGCAACAGCAGCAAAUGGGUCUGGGCAAUCCGGUGGGAGUGCCCGGUGGCGGGGGCGUCGGAGGAGGUCCGCCAGUGGCAGUGCCCCCCUCGGUGGGCAAUCCCCAGGCCCAGUUCCAGCUGGCGCCCAUCGGACUGGCCCCGUAUCCGCCCUACAGCUUCUGCCAGGGCCUGUACGCCCAUCAUGCGCACAAUCUCAGCUAUCCGCCCGGCCAGAUGCAGAUGUACAUCUCGGCGGGCCCGCCGCCACCCUCCCAGGCCUACGCCGGCUACCAGCAGGCACCCCCGCCGCAGCAACAGCCACCGAAUCCCCAGCAACAGCAGCAGGUGCAGCAAGUCCAGCAGCAGCAACAGCAGCAGGUUCAGGUCCAGGUGCAGCAGCAGCAACAGCAGGUUGUCCAGCAGCAGGUUCCGAUGGCCGGACAGGCGCCACCGGGGCAUCCGGGUCAGCCGCCCGCCGGCUUCCAGCCGCAACCGCCGCCACCAGGUCCCUUCCAGAAAAUGUCAUCGUAUUUCCAGGCACUGCCGCCCCAGGCCUAUCAGGCACUACAGGCCGGUCCUCCGGGGCCGCCGAUGGGUCCGCCCGGCUACUACGGUCCGCCGCCGCCACCACCGCCCAAUGGUCCGCCCGUAGGCGUGGGCGUUGGAGUCGGCGUGGGAGUGAUGCCCAUGCGCCAGCACCACAAUCAGCAUCAGCAUCCCGUCUACUCGUUCAUGCAACAGGCCCCGCCCCCACCGCCGCAGCAGCAGCAGCAGGCGCCGCCCUCCCAGCCGCCGGUGCGACAGCGACAGCCGCAUCAGUUCACGCAAACCCAGCUGCGCUAUCUGCUGGCCGCCUACAACGUGGGCAUGCUGGCCAUGGAGACCCUGGCCCGGAGAGUGCACGACGAUCGGCCGCAGGCCAAGUACGCCCGGAACCCGCCGUACGGCGAGGAUGUCAAAUGGCUGCUCAGGAUCAGCAAGAAGCUCGGAACGCAGUACCUCCACCAGUUCUGCAUCUGUGCCGUCAACUCGAUCGUCAGCCCGUUCGUCCUGCACGACGUGGCCAUCGAAUCGGCCCACUACCUGGGCAGGAACAACCACCAGCUGGUGAUGCAGCACCUGCGAUCGGCCCUGACGCCGCUCGUCCAGAAGUGCCAGCAAAUGUACAUCCAGUGCAUCCACCAGAAGCUGUACCACCUGACGCAGGGUGACUACGAGGAGUUCGCCAGCAUUGUGGUGGCCGCUCGUGCCGCCUUCCAGAUCACACCCGAGGGCAGUGCCCAGUUCAAGGACUGGCUGCAGUCCAUCAAGCGUUCCAAGUCGUGCAAAAAGGAACUGUGGACGCAGAUCAAUGCGGCGCUACAGAGCAACUCCAAAUGACAAAGACUUGACUCCUGCAACCUGAUGACGGCGGUGGCAACGGCGCAAGCAGCAGCAGCUGCAGCGGCGGCGGCAGCUGCAACAGCAACAGCAACAUCAACGGCAACAGCAACGGCAGCAGUAGCAGCAGCGACAGCAACAGCAGAGACGACAGCUCCACAGAUGGUUGCCAAGCCGCCGGCAAUGGCAGCCAUAAACGGCAA